Molecule: messenger RNA, 1324 nt
Organism: Phascolarctos cinereus (koala)
Lineage: Eukaryota; Metazoa; Chordata; Mammalia; Diprotodontia; Phascolarctidae
Product: leukocyte immunoglobulin-like receptor subfamily B member 4A
Biological process (GO): immune response-regulating signaling pathway
Cellular component (GO): plasma membrane
Source: RefSeq, a predicted model, not a curated record
GCUAGCUGUGGGAGUCUUCCGCCCCCCCCUGGCGGGCGCCUCGCCCCUCCUCUCAGCCUCCAGCGUCCCGGGGUGGGGGCAGCCUGGCCCAGCCGCCUGUGACCCCGGACCGCGCUCUGCUGGUGGGGGGGGGCAGCCCAUCCCCGGGGAAUUUCCCACCGGAAGUCGCCCGCGGCCCUCGGGGCCAGUCUGGGGGCGCUCUGGAGCUUAGCGCCCCCGGGCACACAGUAGGUGCUUCGGCCAUGCGGAAUGAGUGGGGGGCUGCUCCGCCCCGACCCCCUUCUCUCUAAGCCCGCCUGUAGGAAAAGCUCAUGAGCCCAUCCGCGUCCGCCUCGGGACCCAGACGCCAUGCCCUCCCCGCCUCCUCUCGCCCCUCCCCCCAGCGUGGCCCCGGCGGGGUCACGUGGGGAAGGCAGGGCCAAUGGCAGGGCUGCCGCCGCUCCGCACCUCUGCCCGCGGGCCGCUGUGGCUCCCACGUGCUCCCCGCCGGCUCCGCUCGCCAUCAUGGGUCCCUGGCUGGCCGCCCUGCUCUUCCUCGGGCUGUCCCUGGGCCAGGAGAACAAGGCAGCGAACAACACGCUCCCCAAGCCCCAGAUCAUUUUCGACAACGGCUCGGUGAUCCCGGUGGGCCUCCCGGUGUCUGUACGGUGCCGGGGGCCCCCCGAGGCGAAGCUGUUCUUCCUGAAGAAAGAGAGCGCCGAGGCCUCCGAGAGCACCCAGCCGCCCGUCUGGAACGAGGCGCGUUUCUCCUUCGCCAAGAUGGAGCAAGCCCUGACCGGCGCCUACAGCUGCCGCUACCAGGCCGGGGCCGGCAUGUCCCCGUCCAGCGAGAGCGUGAACCUGGCCGUGUCGGGCGUGCUCCCCAAACCCUUGCUCUCGGCCAGCACCAACACCCAGCUGGCCUCGGGCCAGUCCGUGUCAUUUAAGUGCCGGUCGGAACACAAGUUGGACCGGCUGAUCGUGUACCAGGACCGAGGGCUGGUCCCGCCCACGCACCAGCCGGCCCAGAACUCGGCCGUGGAGCUCCGGUUCUCCAGGAUCGACAGCAAGUACACGGGCACCUUCUUCUGCAUGGGCUACACCAGCAAAGAGCCCCUGGUGUGGUCCGUGCCCAGCGACCCCGUGGAGCUCACAGUCCUCCAAUCCCAGGAUCACGUCACGGGCAGCCUCCUCCUUGUGGUCCCGCUGGCCCUGGGCACUCUGCUGUCCUAGGCGUGGAUCAGCUGAAAGGGAUCCAGAGAAGGAGGCCCGAGAUCCCUCGCCUGCCCCCGUCGUCCUAGCCUCCAGUGCAAGCACACACAAUAAACCACCAGGUCAAAGUUGA